UCCUGAAGCACUUCAGGAACCCGAUAAGCCCUGCAGGGUCGAAACUGCAGGCCUCGGGCGGCUUGGGCUUAUGAGAAGCUGUCCUCUGCUUCCAGGAGGUCACGCUGACAUCACAGGUUCGAAGAAGUCCACAAGGUCUCAGGGGCAUCCUUUAAAACGAGAGACCACGUAAGGUCACGGGUGUCUCCAGUCACACAGCGGAGGGCAUCCCUCGGCGGAGCGGGUCCCACGAAGGCCGGCCUGGCCUACGACACGGCUGGGGAGCGCCUGGCGGGCGGCCUUCGAGCCUGGCUUUGCAGAGCUCCCCACACGCAGGCACAGAGCCCACCCCCCACCCACUGCUGCCGACACUUGCUCCCAAGCCUCAAGUCCGCACCGAUCUGCGGUGUCUGGGUGGAAUUUGGACGGGGUGCCUUACGUAAUGAUCGGUGGUUCCAGCCAUUUAACACAAGCCAAAGGGGAAAAAAAAAAAAAAAAAAGUCUGGCUGGCAUCUGAUUUUAUGAGCUUUUGCUUUCAUGGCAAGAAGCGAGAGAUGAUCUCUGGGCGUAGAGAUCCCCACAUUCCCGGGCCUGCUGCUCUCGGAAAGCGUUUCCAUUGCACCGUGUAGGGAGCACAGGACAUCAGAAAACCAGGGGCUCGUGUGCACCUGGACACCCACCCACCCCCCCCGCCCCCAACCCCAACAGGCUCAUUUAAAGACACUCUUACAUAAUAGAUCAGUAAGAAGGAGAGACACAGGACGGGACUCUCUCCUCAGCAGCAAAAUCGGAGUGUCCGGAGAUGUUUGGUAACAGUCUCAUCCCCACCCCCCUUCUGGUGCUCAGAUAACGUGGAAAAUGUGAGUCUCGGUGUUUCCACGUUUCAAGCUGCCUGGCGGCUUUAGAACAGAUUCCAGCCAUCACAGCUCUAGACCCAGAGGAAGACUAGCUCGGGGAAGGACGGGCGCCAGCCCGGAAGAGUGGAAGUUGGACCUCCGUAACGGGACGGCGGCCACCGUCCACUGAGCACCGACCACAUGCCAGGAGGAGGGCCAGAGACGGACGACUAUAUGGAGACACUGAAGGAUGAGGAGGACGCCUUGUGGGAGAACGUGGAGUGCAACCGGCACAUGUUGAGUCGCUACAUCAACCCAGCCAAGCUCACCCCCUACCUGCGCCAGUGCAAGGUCAUCGAUGAGCAGGAUGAGGACGAAGUGCUCAGUGCACCCAUGCUGCCGUCCAAGAUCAACCGGGCAGGCCGACUGUUGGAUAUUCUACACACAAAGGGCCAGAGGGGCUAUGUGGUCUUCUUGGAGAGCCUGGAAUUCUACUACCCAGAACUGUACAAACUGGUGACUGGAAAGGAGCCCACCCGGAGAUUCUCUACCAUUGUGGUGGAGGAGGGCCACGAGGGCCUCACGCACUUCCUGAUGAACGAGGUCAUCAAGCUGCAGCAGCAGAUGAAGGCCAAGGACCUGCAGCGGUGCGAGCUGCUGGCCAAGUCGCGCCAGCUGGAGGACGAGAAGAAGCAGCUGACGCUGACGCGGGUGGAGCUGCUGACCUUCCAGGAGCGGUACUACAAGAUGAAGGAGGAGCGCGACAGCUACAACGACGAGCUGGUCAAGGUGAAGGACGACAACUACAACCUGGCCAUGCGCUACGCCCAGCUCAGCGAGGAGAAGAACAUGGCGGUCAUGAGGAGCCGAGACCUCCAACUCGAGAUCGACCAGCUCAAGCACCGGUUGAAUAAGAUGGAGGAGGAGUGUAAGCUGGAGAGGAACCAGUCGCUGAAACUGAAGAACGACAUUGAGAAUCGGCCCAAGAGGGAGCAGGUCCUGGAACUGGAGCGGGAGAACGAGAUGCUGAAGACCAAAAUCCAAGAGCUGCAGUCCAUCAUCCAGGCCGGGAAGCGCAGCCUGCCCGACUCGGACAAGGCCAUCCUGGACAUCCUGGAGCACGACCGCAAGGAGGCUCUGGAGGACCGGCAGGAGCUCGUCAACAAGAUCUACAACCUGCAGGAGGAGGUCCGCCAGGCAGAGGAACUGCGGGACAAGUACCUGGAAGAAAAGGAGGACCUGGAGCUGAAGUGCUCGACGCUGAGCAAGGACUGCGAGAUGUACAAGCACCGCAUGAGCACCGUCAUGCUGCAGCUGGAGGAGGUGGAGCGCGAGCGGGACCAGGCCUUCCAUUCCCGGGACGAAGCGCAGACCCAGUACUCGCAGUGCUUGAUCGAGAAGGACAAGUACAGGAAGCAAAUCCGAGAGCUGGAGGAGAGGAAUGACGAGAUGCGCAUCGAGAUGGUCCGGCGGGAGGCCUGCAUCGUCAACCUGGAGAGCAAGCUUCGGCGCCUGUCCAAGGACAGCGGCAGCCUCGACCAGAGUCUGCCCAGGAACCUGCCAGUGGCCAUCAUCUCUCAGAACUUCGGGGAUGCCAGCCCCAGGACCAACGGUCAGGAAGCCGACGACUCGUCAACCUCAGAGGAGUCACCGGAAGACAGCAGAUACUUCCUGCCCUGUCACCCCCCCAAGCGCAGGAUGAAUCUGAAGGGCCUCCAGCUGCAGAGAGCUAAAUCCCCCAUCAGCCUGAAGCGAGCCUCAGAUUUCCAAGGGCGAGGCCAUGAGGAAGAAGGCACUGACGCGAGCCCCAGCUCCUCCAGAUCCCUGCCCAUCACCACCUCGUUCUCCAAGAUGCAGCCCCACCGGAGCCGCUCCAGCAUCAUGUCAAUCACCGCUGAGCCCCCCGGAAACGACUCUAUUGUCAGGCGCUAUAAGGAAGACGCGCCUCACCGGAGCACCGUGGAAGACGACAACGAGAGUGGCGGGUUCGACGCCUUGGACUUUGAUGACGACAGUCACGAGCACUGCUCCUACGGCCCCUCGUCCGUCCACUCCUCUUCCUCCUCCCACCAGUCCGAGGGCCUGGACGCCUACGACCUAGAGCAAGUCAACCUCAUGUUUAGGAAGUUCUCUCUAGAAAGACCCUUCCGGCCGUCUGUCACGUCGGUGGGGCACGUGCGGGGCUCCGGGCCCUCCACGCAGCACGCCAUGCUGAACGGUGACAGCCUCGCCUCACAGCUCACCCUGCUCGGGGGCAACGCCCGGGGGAGCUUCAUCCACACGGUCAAGCCGGGCUCCCCGGCCGAGAAGGCGGGCCUCCACGAGGGCCACCAGCUGCUGGGGCUGGAAGGCUACAUCAAAGGGGAGAGGCAGAGCGUCCCCUUGGAAACGUGCACGAAGGAGGAGGUGCACUGGACCAUCCAGAGGUGCAGUGGCCCCGUCACACUGCACUACAAAGUCAACCAGGAAGGAGAAGCCUCCCAGUCUGGUAGAGGAGCCACAGUUGAUUUAAGUGGGCAGAAGGGGAUCAACAUGCAGUUCUGUCCAGUCCAGAAAGGGGAGGUUUGUGCUGCCCUCAGGACUGGCCUUCUGUCCACAGAUGUUGUCACCAGAGACGAGUUCCUCAGAAAGCAGAAGACGGAGACCAUCAUCUACUCGCGAGAGAAGAACCCCAACACUUUCGAAUGCAUCGUUCCCGCCAACAUUGAAGCUGUGGCCGCCAAGGACAAGCACUGCCUGCUGGAGGCCGGGAUCAGCUGCACCAGAGACUUGAUCAAGUCCAGGAUCUACCCCAUCGUGCUCUUCAUUCGGGUGUCGGAGAAGAACAUCAAGAGGUUCAGGAAGAUGCUGUCCCGGCCCGAGACGGAGGACGAGUUCCUGCGGCUGUGCCGGCUGAAGGAGAAGGAGGUGGAGGCCUUGCCCUGCCUGUACGCCACGGUGGAGGCCGACAUGUGGGGCAGCGUGGAGGAGCUGCUCCGCGUCCUCAAGGACAAGAUCAGCGAAGAGCAGCGCAAGACCGUCUGGGUGGACGAGGACCAGCUGUGAGGCGGGGCCCGGGGCCGAGGCGGCUCGGAGGGGCUUGCGGACCCCGGCGGGCGGUGCCGUGGGCGCGAGGGGGCCCCGUCCACCCGGUCACGCGGGCCCCAGGGAGCUGAGGGGACGGACCCGGACCCGGACCCGGACCGGUCAGCUGGGAACGGGCCGCCCCGGCCGCACGCGUCGUCGCGACGCCAGGCCGGAGGCCAGCGGCCCCUCGGGAGCCGAACAGCCGAUGAAUGUAACGCACGAACGGGUGUGCCAGCCGCGGGGCGGCGACCCUGAGCGCGGGGGCGCGCCCGCCGGCCUUCGGGACACAGCACGUACACGUUCCCGGGCAGGAUGGCCGCGGCGGAAGGGGAAGCCCUCCGCGCGGCGACUUUUCUCUUUUCUCGCAUUAAAACGUCACCGUUUCCUCGUCCUCCACCUUUCCGAGAGCUGUUAGUACGUAGUAAUUUGCAGAGGGGCGGAGCCCUUGCUGAGCGCGCAGACCACUUCCGGAAGAGCUUGGGGCGGGGGCCACCAUCGUCCGGGACAGACCUGAUUUGGGCCUGGGCCUCGGGCGUGGUUACUAAUAACCCCUUUGACGAAGACACGUCCCGAUUUGGGUGAGAAGUUGUAGCGUCACUCUAGGAAGGGCCCUCCCUGGAAGGUCACCCUGCCCCCCCAGAUCCCAGCCCUGAGGCCAGGGCCCCUCACUCGGCUCCCCGAUCCUCUGCACGUGGCGUCCAUACGCGCAGCCCCACGUCGCCCUGCGCUUGGGCGCGUGGAGUAAGUAUCUCUGUUGGGUUUGUUCCCGCUGCCCAGGCGCUGGGGUGUGUGCGCGCGUGCGCGUCUGCCGGAGGCUCGUGCCUCCCUCCGCGACAGAGAGCAAAGGCCCCGUGGGUUCUAGAGCCACUCUUCUCCCUGACCCCCUGGACGCAGACUUUCCCAGUAUGGACCCGACAGGGUGUGGCCAAGCCAGGCCUCGUCCGGCCCGGCUCCGUGCUGAGUAUUCGGCAGGUGGCAGGCUGGGGUUCCCUCCCAGCUCUGUGUGUUCAUGGGAACUGGGAGCAACCGCCGCUUGACAAACCAGGACCCGCAUUCCCUCCCUUACUAACAGAAUCCUCUUUUUAUUCUGGGAAACUACAUGCAGCUCAAAGACCAUAUUCCCCAGCUUCCCUUGCAGCUAGGGUAAUCAAGAAAAUGUAAGGCGAAAAGGUUUUGGGGGAAGGACAGAGCAGACCGGCAGCCCUUUCCCUAGUUUCCUGCCUGGAAUACAGCUGUGAUGGCUGGAGCUCCUGCAGUCACCUUGGACCUUGAGGCGACCUUGAGAACGGAAACCCUACGCAGAGGAUGGUGGAACAGAAAGAGAAAAGGAGUCAGCAUGGCUGAUGGCACUUUGGAGCCCGGGGACGACUGCUUGGGUUUUGUUUACAUGGGACAGAAAUAAAUUUAUGUUACGUGGCGGUCAUUUCCGUCCUUGGUUACUUGCAGCCUAAAGCAAUUCCUAACAAAUACAGGAGCAACCCUUGCUCUUAGAUACCAUGGGUGUGGGUUGAUAUGCUAGGUUUUUGCCACAUGUUCAAGGUACAAAUUAUGAAUAAAAGAGCUUCUGGUAAAUACCUCACCCU
Herpailurus yagouaroundi (jaguarundi) is the source of this 5464-nucleotide messenger RNA. It is a transcript of the gene CARD11, whose product is annotated as caspase recruitment domain family member 11. The record is from RefSeq and is a predicted model, not a curated record. The transcript is spliced from 20 exons. Gene Ontology annotation, biological process: positive regulation of canonical NF-kappaB signal transduction; regulation of apoptotic process. Gene Ontology annotation, cellular component: cytoplasm. Gene Ontology annotation, molecular function: CARD domain binding. The coding region runs from base 1017 to 3860 and encodes 947 amino acids. Lineage: Eukaryota; Metazoa; Chordata; Mammalia; Carnivora; Felidae.